AUGGUCGAUAUCAGUUCGCUGACUGCACGGGAUAGUGCUAUGGCUGAACAGAUUCUUAGUUCGCAUCUGGAUUAUGUGCCGGCCAGAAAACCAGAGACAAGUGCUGCCAAACCGGCCAGUUAUGUGCUUAUUAAGCCGUCUAAAGACGACCAUGACUCCGAGAGCUCGGACGAAGAUGAGGAAGAAACCACUGAAAAUGAAGACGAUUCGGGUUCGUCUACGACUGUUAGUACUCCUCAAAGCUCAGAAGACGAAAAUAAUCUCCGUCAUAAGGUCGGAAAGGGUGUAUUAACCCCCCUUUCGAGUCCUGAUAGUGAUACUGAGAGCGAUGAUGAUGAGUUGAAUGUUGGUCAGCUCAAAUAUUUUGACGCUGAAGAUGAUCAGGAUGAAGACGAAGAUGGCGAUUUCUCAAGUGGGUCGGAUGAAGGUGGUGAUGACGUGGAUGAUGACGAAGAUGAUAAUAAUAGUGAAGGAAGUAGUGAUAGUGAUGAGAGUGAUGAGACUGAUGGUGACGAUGAAGAUGCCAGUGGUUUAGAGAAUGGAGAGCAAAGCGAUAGCGAAGUGUCGAAGUUAGCACUGGGAUCAAGAGUUAGUCCAUUGGCGUUAGCAACAAACAAAACCAGUGGGAAUAAUACUGCUGGUGCAGCUGGUACUGCUAACACAACUGAUUCUAAGAGUGAAUCAUCGUCCGAGUCGUCAUCAGCUAUCUCGCCAAUGAGACUGUUUUAUGAUAUUAACGAGUCUACUACCGAUAAAGGAUCGCGGUCGAAUUCGCAUAUCGUGAAAUCGUGGAGAAGUCUCACUAUGGCUCCAAACGGGCUGGAGAACCGGUCGGUUACGUGCUAUAUGAAUGCUGCUAUGCAGGCUAUUUUCCAUGUUCCAGCCAUGGCUCAUUACUUGAUGGAUAUUGCCCAGUCAAGAUACAAAAACACCAUUUCCAAUAGCUCGGUGAGCAGUGAUUUAGCGGGUCUGCUGAAAAGACUGUAUGAGCCAGGUAAGAAGCGUAAAGUGUAUCCUAUCAAGAUCAUUCGCAGACUGCCUGAUAUCAACUGUAUGAUGUCGGAAUGGCAACAAGAGGACUCGCACGAGUAUUUCAUGUCGUUAAUCAGUCGUCUCCAAGAAGACAGUGUUCCAAAGGGCAAGAAACUGAACUCGUCUAUUAUCCAUGAGAUCUUUGGUGGAAAUAUCGACCAGAAGGUCACUUGUAAAACAUGUGGCCAUGUAUCUACUACACAUCAGGAUUUCUACGACCUUCCUGUAUCGUUUUCGUCUCGCGAGGCAAAGGCUUAUAAAGCCGCCAAAGAAGGUCUAGAAACUAGUAAUGCCAAUGGUUCCAACACAUCAACCACUAACAACAAUUCUAAUAUCCAGUCAAAUACUGUAACUAGUGCAAGUGCCGUUGUUGCUACCAACGGAUCAGCUGGUUCAGCUACUACUGGAACUGCUCCUAAAGCAAAAUUCACUCUUGAAGGAUCGAUUCAAGACUUUUUCUCGCCUGAACUAAUCAAACCAGACGCUAAAAACAAGUCUGGAUACCAGUGUGAAAAGUGCAAGAACCUCACAUCGGCUAUUAAAAUCAGUCGUAUAAACGACGCUCCUGAAUAUCUUACCGUGCACAUCAAGAGAUUCAAGUUCCAGGGCUCGCAUUCACAAAAGCUCAAGGAAACAAUGAAAUACCCCUUGGAUUUGGACCUCACAAAGUACUCGGUUUCUGGAGAACCUAUUAAAUACCGUCUUGUCAGCGUGAUUGUCCACGAAGGCCGUACUGUUUCUAGCGGUCACUACAUCGCGCUGUGUCGUCAACCAAACAACACCUGGGCCGAGUACGACGAUGAAUGCGUUCGUAAGGUGUCGGAAAAGGCUGUUCUCCGUCAAAACUCUGCAUACAUGCUUAUUUAUUCACGUCUGACUCGUAUUAAACAGACGGCUCCCACAGCCAAACCCUUGAAAACCAAGACCAAGGCUCGAGAUGUCGAGUCUACAGAAAAACUUCGAGACAAGACCAAGAAACUCGUCAACACAGGACCUACUCCUUCACCUGCCCGAUCGCCUGUUCGUGCUACUCCCUCGGCUCUACCACUGGCACUUGCUCCUACUCCUACAAGUGCAUCUCCAGUGCCAGGGUCGCCAAUCGCAUCCAAACACAAGUCCAAAAAAUCAUCGUCGAACCCUACUAAACCAGCUGGUGAAAACAAACGUCAGCUCGACGACGAAAUCGACCAGAUCUUCAACAAGAAAACAAAAGUGUUUUAA
Messenger RNA from Sugiyamaella lignohabitans, 2253 nucleotides. RefSeq names its product Ubp10p (gene UBP10). NCBI's taxonomy places the organism in Eukaryota, Fungi, Ascomycota, Dipodascomycetes, Dipodascales, Trichomonascaceae. Gene Ontology annotation, molecular function: cysteine-type endopeptidase activity; cysteine-type deubiquitinase activity. Bases 1 to 2253 code for a protein of 750 amino acids. Gene Ontology annotation, cellular component: nucleus; cytosol. The transcript has a single exon. The record is from RefSeq and is a predicted model, not a curated record.